Molecule: messenger RNA, 2982 nt
Organism: Fundulus heteroclitus (mummichog)
Lineage: Eukaryota; Metazoa; Chordata; Actinopteri; Cyprinodontiformes; Fundulidae
Gene: zbtb24
Product: zinc finger and BTB domain containing 24
Exons: 7
Coding region: 163-2148 (661 amino acids)
Biological process (GO): negative regulation of transcription by RNA polymerase II; regulation of cytokine production; regulation of immune system process
Molecular function (GO): protein binding
Source: RefSeq, a predicted model, not a curated record
GUCUAUUUAUCCUUUAACAUUUCCAAGGCCAAGCGUUUGGACACUGCCAAAAAAUAAGCGUAAAAACAAAUUAGUAUAAGGCUAAUAGCGCAAACGCAAUGUUUACUCUUCAACUGAGUGUUUUCCCUUACAGUCAAGACGCCUGCCUUCCUGAGGGAGAAGAUGUCUCAGACAGAAGCGGCUCCGUCGUCCUCCCUCAUCCCCCUGCGCUCCGACGAACACCGGCAGACCAUCCUGAGCAAAUUCGACCGGCUGCGUAAAAAGGACCUCCUCUGCGACAUCACCCUCGUUGUGGAGGACGUCCACUUCAAGGCGCACAGGGCUCUGCUGGCGGCGAGCAGCGAGUACUUCUCCCUCAUGUUCGCCGCAGAGCCGCAGGCCCCCGGCUCCACCUACAGGCUGGACGGCAUGGCGGCCAAGAUGUUCGCCGCCGUGCUGGACUUCAUCUACAGCGCCCAGGUGUCCGUGGAGGAGAGCUCCGCGGAGCUGCUCCUGGCCGCCGCCCACAGGGUCAAGGUGGGCGAGCUCGUCGACGCCCUCGCUCGGCUCGUGGACGUCAAGCCGGGAGGCGGGAAGGACGGGGCUGGGUCGGAGAGAGCCGAGGUGGUGGACCUGUCCAAACGCAAAAGAGGACGGCCACGGAAAGACGUGGGCGGACCCCGCGAGAGCUCGGACACAACCCGGGCCGCUGAGGCCGCCGAGGAGGAAGCGGAGCAGAGAUGCCACAGCAAACGCAAGAUACGGACGCCGGUGAAGUACAAGGGCUACAGGAUAGGCGGCGACGGCGCAGGAGGCAAAGAGCCCGGGAAGAGGGGCUGUAAGAGGAAGUACCCCAACGCCGAGGCGCGGUGCGAGGACUGCGGCAAAGUGUUCAAGCACCAUCUCUUUUUAAAGAUUCACCAAAGAACUCACACCGGAGAGAAGCCUUUCCACUGCUCGGUUUGUGGGAGGAGCUUCAGCCAGAAGCACACCCUGCUGGCCCACCAGCGCAUUCACACGGGGGAGAAGCCGUUCGUGUGCAGCGUUUGCUCAAAAGCACUCUCCACCAAGCACUCCCUGCAGGAGCACAUGAACCUUCACCAAGAGAAAUCCUUUGACUGCGAUAAAUGUGGAAAGAGCUUUACUCAGAAGAAGCAACUCAAAAGCCACUACAGGGUUCACACAGGUAAAUCGUUACCAGAAUGCGCUCUGUGUCAUCACAAGUUCAUGGAUGCAGCUCAACUGAAGAAGCACCUCAGGACUCACACAGGAGAGAAGCCUUUCACCUGCGAGAUUUGCGGCAAAUGUUUCACGGCCAAGAGCACGCUGCAGACCCACAUCAGAAUCCACAGCGGCGAGAAGCCGUAUAAAUGUCCCCUCUGCGAGAAGUCUUUCUCAGACCCCAGCGCCAAGCGACGCCACACCGCCUCUCACUCCGGCCAGAAGCUGUUCACCUGCUCCCUCUGCGGCCUGUCGUUCACCCGUCUGGACAACCUGAAGACUCACACCAAAUCCCACAACAAGGAGAGACCCGCCGCGACAGACGCCCCGCCGGUGGCGGCGCAGGGCGAGCCGCGGGACGUCCUGCAGCUGCAGCCGUACCAGCCAGCCCUCGGCUCUCAGCAGGAGAUCCAGCUGGUGGUGCCGGAGGGCGUGAACAACAUCAACUUUGUUCCGAGUCCGGAUCAGGAGAUCAGCCUCGUCGCCGCGGGCGGCCAAGCGGCCCAGUCGGCCCACCCCAGGCUCACCCUCCUCACCCAGCCGCUGGGACAGAUACACAACCUGGCGCUGGUCGCCCAGGGUGACGGCGCGGCCCCGACGCCGCAGCUCCAUCCCGGCGGCGUGCUGGAGAGCCACCAGCCGGAGCAGAUGCACGUCAUCACCCUGAGUAAAGAAGCCAUGGAGCAGCUGCAGGCGCACCACGGCCCGCCGCAUCCUCUCCAGAUAGCCCGCCCCGUCCAGGUGAUGCAGCAGCCGCCGGGCGCCGCCCAGGAGGGCUCGCAGCAGCACAGCCAGGCCAUCCACAUCAGCAGCCAGGUUAGCCAGCCCAUCUCCAUCAGCCAGACCAGCGAGCAGCUCUCCAGCCACCACAUCCAGGGACAGACUUUCCAAAUCCAGGCUGGAACGGUGUCGUACCUGUACACCACGGGCCUUCCUCAGGACAGCUGAGCGGGCCGCUCGCCCCACGCAAACAUCUGAACUGCUGCUGGGGUUUUAACGCUAAAUUUUAAGAAUAAAACAACACAUUCAACUUUUAACUCAAUCAUACUAAUAAUGUGGAUGAUGAUGAUUAUUAUUAUUAUUGUUAUUAUUAUUAAGCAUUAUGUCAUCUGACCAGUUCCGCCUCAACACUCACAUUUGUGAUAGAAAUAAAACGGUUAUGACCCAGAAUGUUGCGUAUUUUAGGUUGGGAUCACGCAUCCUUCUAGCAGCUAACGGCGUGCAUUAUGUCCUAAUUCAGUUUGAUGUGUUGUAAAGGGGCUGUCCUUGGUUUGCCUGUAACACGCAGGCAUUUCCACAGUCGCUAACACGAAGCUUGCCUCUCAGCGCAAAUGACGCAUGUCCUCAAGCGAGAAGCCCCGUUGCGUGGAAAUAAGACGGUGACUUGUUGUGAGAAAGGUAUCAGAUGCAAGGAUGUGAUUUGCAAAUCGCAGGGAAGGAGAACGGGGAGCGUCUGUGUAGAAAAAUAGCAAAGCUGUAAGUUAGAUGCACAAAUGCACAUUUAUAUUAAAAUGCUGCUUAUUUAAAGUUAAAAAAAACUCUAUAGCGUAUGUAGAAAGAAAUAUGUAGUCUGAAAAAGAACAAUAAUAUAAAAGUGGUGGUGCAAAGCUAGGGGAGUGCAGGUUACAGCAACAACACUUGAGUGGAAUCUAAAUACAGUGCCUUACAGAAGCAUUCAUUCCUCUUCUAGUGUUUUUUUUUUUUUUUUACAGUUUGUCACGCUGCUACCACAAUCCUCACUGUAUUUGUUGGAGUUUUUGGGGUCGAUCACCCAAAAUUAAU